Molecule: messenger RNA, 961 nt
Organism: Cydia pomonella (codling moth)
Lineage: Eukaryota; Metazoa; Arthropoda; Insecta; Lepidoptera; Tortricidae
Product: U6 snRNA phosphodiesterase 1
Exons: 5
Coding region: 155-916 (253 amino acids)
Biological process (GO): U6 snRNA 3'-end processing
Cellular component (GO): nucleus
Molecular function (GO): 3'-5'-RNA exonuclease activity
Source: RefSeq, a predicted model, not a curated record
GUUAUAAAAUUGACAUUUCGUGACAUAAAUGAAUGAAUUUUAUUCUAUUUUUAUUGAAUUUGACAUACUUUAAUCUCAAAAUAUAUCGUAGUGUAUUUAUUUGGAUUUAGUCGCUAUGAGAAUUUAGAAAUUAAUAUAAGUUAGAUGAGCUCCCAUGUCUGGUUUGUCUUAUAUUGGUGAUUACGGAUCCAGUUCAGAAGACAGUGACGCAUUUUCGGAGGACAAUAUCAAUAUCGUAAGCGCCAAGAAAGUAAAGUUACCUACACCAAAUUUGGGGAAUGUCCCAGUGGUCGGGACAGAGGCCCAUGUAGAUGACCCCGACCUGCAUAAAGGACGCACUCGGUCCUUUCCACAUAAAAGAGGAAACUGGGCAUCCUAUGUUUAUAUAAGCUAUCCUGAGGAAGAAAAUUUGACAACAUUAAUAAGUCGGUUUAUAGCCGAAUGUCCUGUCAGUGAUUUGCAUGUGUGUGAUGAUUUUCAUAUAAGUUUAUCAAGAACUGUGACUUUGAUGUAUCAUCUGAUAACUCCAUUUACCAAGUUGUUGCAAAAUGCGGUUGAUAGUAUAGUCAGCUUUGACUUGGGUUUUGAAAGUGUGAAGAUAUAUUGCAAUGAGGAAAAGAGCAGAACAUUUGUGUCAUUAGCAGUUGAUCACUUCAGUAACAAGUCUCUGCUAAAAAUUGUGGACAAUGUGGAUGACAUUCUUGCUGAUUAUAAGUUGCCAACUUUUUAUGAUAAUCCAUCACUUCAUAUGAGUAUACUGUGGGCUAAUGGUGACAAGAAGGCAGAACUAAUCAGUGUCAUAGAAAAUUUAAAUAAUAUUCUUUAUCAAGAAGUUGAAAAGUGUCUUAAAACUGUAACAGUCAACAAGGUAAAUUGCAAGAUAGGGAACAAAUUUUAUCAAUUUGCUUUACAGUGAAAGAACAAUGGAACAAGGAACAAAUAAAGUGUUUAUAAAUCCUAA